Molecule: messenger RNA, 1680 nt
Organism: Hirundo rustica (Barn swallow)
Lineage: Eukaryota; Metazoa; Chordata; Aves; Passeriformes; Hirundinidae
Gene: CCDC63
Product: coiled-coil domain containing 63
Exons: 10
Coding region: 1-1680 (559 amino acids)
Biological process (GO): outer dynein arm assembly; cilium movement
Cellular component (GO): axoneme
Source: RefSeq, a predicted model, not a curated record
AUGGAGAUCAGGCAGCUGCAGACCCAUUUUCACCACGAAGCCUACAAGAGGAAAUUCUACGAUGCCGAUAUCUGGCGGCAAAUGCAGGCUCAGAAAAAAGCAAUAAAUGAUGUGAAGCAAGAACACAGACAUGUGACAGUAACGCUGAGCCAGAUCUACUCCCCGAGUAAUGUGGUGCUGGAAAACAGAAGGCGUAGGAAGCUCCAAAGCCUUUUGCAGACCAGGACGCAGAAUGAUGCCCUGAUCAAAGAAAGAAAAGCCCUGUUAGAUGACCUGGUCAAGCAGGUUGUAGAGCUGGAAAAAAAGAUAGUGAAGCAAAGAGACAUGACGUGGAGGAUGUUGGAAGCAAAGAGUCACAAACACCUGCAGAAGAGGAUCCACUUCCUGGAGAUGAAUCUAAAUCACAUCACCGUCCGUUACAACACCAUCAUGACCCGGAACAGCAGGCUCCGAGAAGAGACUGUGAACCUGCAGAGGCAGAAAGCCAUUUAUGACGACUCCUACUGGAAGCUGGAAAGAAGCCUGGUGCAGCAGAACAAAUUGCUGGAUGCUGCUAUCGAGCAAGCCACGGAAGACUACGAGCAGUGGUACCUGGCCUUGUCAGCCCUCGGGGGUGUGAGUGUUGCUCUCUGGUGCAGGAUGGAGGAUCUGGGGCGGAUCUCGGACAUUCGCGAUGUGCGCUGCAGAGAAACCGUCCAGUACAACAUCAGGCUGCUGGAGAGGAAGUGUGCCCUCCACCAGGAGACCAGGCUGAAAAACUUCUUCCUCAGCAAAUGUACAGAUCUCUCUGAACUGAAGGAACGGGCCAAGCGGAGAGAAGCCUCCAUGGCAGCUGAGAGGGCCAAACUGAGCCAAAAGGAGAGCUAUGAGGUGGCCUACAGGCGUCUUCUGGAGCUGUCGGACGGAGACAUCGACGAUUUCUUGGAGGACUUCAUUGAAAAGGACAGGAGAUUCUUCAUCCUCUUUGGCUAUGCCAUCAGGCUGAACAUCAGGAACGAGGGUCUCAAGCAGAGGAUCCAGGCGAUCGAGGAUGAUAUGACGGCCGUCACAACGGAGCGGGAGCAAGCGGAGACAACCCGGACUCAGGUCCUGCAGGAGCUGGAGGCAAAAAUAACAGAGAUCACCAAGGAGGCCGACAAGUACGAGAACAAAUGCAAGGAGAGCAGCAAGCUCCUGGGACAGAUCCAAACUCGCAUGCAGACCCUCUUGAAGGACCUGGACUGCGACACCACAAAGAUAGUGAAGCCUCUUGGGGAGAGCUUGGUGCCAGUUUUUGGCCCCGUGGAGAACAAGCUCAAGGAGUUCCUGCUGAGGGAGUCCUUGCUGCGCUACACGUCCGUCGACCGCACCCAGCGCUCCCAGGCCUUCAUCAGCCCCCUCCAGGGAGCCUCCAGCCUCCUCUGGGCCAUGGACCGGGGCAAGAUCUGCCUGCCCCCGCCCGACCUGGACACCACUGACCCCAAAAUCGCGGAAGAGCCGCUGGGCCGGGCUCAGCUGCGUCAGCUCGUUAUCCAGAGGCACAAGGAGAAGUCGGCCACCCCUCCCAGCUUGGGAAAGAGGAGGAGGAGACUCACAUCAAGGAGUUCAACACGGAGCAAGAGCCCACCAGGGACCUCGAGCCCACCAGGGAGCAAGAGCCCACCAGGGAGCAAGAGCCCACCAGGGACCAGCACGAAUUAA